Trichoderma aggressivum f. europaeum is the source of this 1245-nucleotide messenger RNA. RefSeq lists its product as uncharacterized. Gene Ontology annotation, molecular function: NADH dehydrogenase activity. The record is from RefSeq and is a predicted model, not a curated record. Bases 1 to 1245 code for a protein of 414 amino acids. The transcript has a single exon. Lineage: Eukaryota; Fungi; Ascomycota; Sordariomycetes; Hypocreales; Hypocreaceae.
AUGGCUAAUAAAAUCGUUGUCAUAGGAAGCGGCUUCGCUGGUUUAUGGACCGCCAUUGGUGCCAAGAGGGUCAUCGACCUGAAUAAGAGCUUACUAGGUGACCAAGAUGUUGAAGUGUUGGUUGUUGCACCAGAGCCUAAACUUGUGAUUCGUCCUCGUCUUUACGAGUCGAAUGUAGCAAACAUGAGCGCUCCUCUUGAGGACCUAUUUGCAGCAACUGGCGUCCGAUUCACUCAAGGAGUUGUUCAUACUAUCCGAACAAAGGAAAAGAAAAUCGAAAUGGUCGACAUGGCCGGAGUAUCAUCGAAAUUAUCCUACGACAAACUCGUCUUAGCUGCUGGAAGUCGUUUGGUUCGCCCCGAGAUCUCUGGGCUCAAAGACCACGCAUUUAGCAUUGAUACUAUCCGAGAAGCGGCAAAUCUUGAAGCUCACUUACGCCAUCUCGCGUCUUUGCCAUCUAUGCAGGCUCGGAAUACUGUGAUAAUAUGCGGGGGCGGCUUCACGGGCAUCGAAUUGGCCACCGAGUUGCCUCGUCGGCUACGCGCCAUUCUCGGCCUUGAUACCAAAGUCCGUGUCAUUAUUGUUGAACGAUCAGAUGUUAUUGGCCCCUCCUUGGGAGACAAUGUUCGGCCUGUUAUUACCAAAGCGCUUGAGGAUGUCGGGGUGGAAGUCAAACUUGGGGUCGCGAUCAAGUCUGUGGACGAUGGAGGCAUUGUGACCACAGCGGGGGAGCGCAUUGAGGCUCUCACUGUAGUGUGGACUGUGGGUAUGGAAGCAACUCCUCUCACAGAGCAGAUACCUGGUGAAAAGGAUAGCAUGAGACGAUUGAUUGUGGAUUGCAAUCUGCGAGUUCCAUCGUGUACCGACAUUUUCGCCACGGGCGAUGCGGCAUGUGCCAAGACUGACGAUAAGGGUAACUACACCAUCAUGUCGUGUCAACAUGCUAUUCCGAUGGGUCGCGUAUCCGGUUACAACGUGGCGGCAGAUCUCUUAAAGAUGGACUUGCGUCCUUAUGAGCAGCCUAAUUACGAGACUUGCCUUGAUCUUGGGGCUUGGGGCUCCGUGAUAACUUCAGGUUGGGAACGCCAAGUUGUGAAAUCCGGGGCAACAAUGAAAGAGGCCAAGGAAUUUGUCAAUCGCAUCCUGAUUUAUCCUCCGACCAAUCCGGUGGAAGCUUUCGCCUUUUCAGAUCCCGAUUGGGUCGGCCCUUCAACGAAGGCUUAUCUCGAUCCUGUUCAAGGCUAG